CGCACCCGCGGUUUGCACCCAUGUCUUGCUCCUUCUGCGUCGUCGCAGAGGCGAGCCCCGUGUACUCGUCGCCAGACCGAUCCCUUCCGUCGACCGUCUCAUCCUACCGACAGGGAUCGUCCGCCUUCACUCCCGAGUCUGGCAGCUUUGCCCCGAGGCAUAAAGCGUGCGGCUUUCGCAGCACUCUGAAUCGCCAGCGACAGCACCACCCAAGCCGAGUACUUCCUUCAUCCGCUCAGCUACUCUCCUCGGCUCCUUUCCUUCGUUACUCGCCAUGAUCUUCGCUGCACCCAACAGCCAGUCUUGCGCUGCCUGGCUGCUUGGAGCCGCCUGCCUCUCCAGUCUCGUUGUGCCUCACACCCGGGCCGAUACCGUCCAGGCUCGCUUCCCGGCCGCACCCAGAUUCCCUGAAAACACUUUCACACGCAUGUUUCCGACUCUCCAUUCGUUCGGUCCCCAAGACAACGCCGAGCGUCUCCUCGUCGAAGCCAUCGGCGCAAUCUCGGGAAUCGUUGAUGCCGGUGACAUUCCCGGCGUCACCAACCCCAGAAACCCAGACAAUCCCGCCAUGACCGCCGGGUUCACAUUCUUGGGCCAGUUCCUGGACCACGACAUCACCUUCGACAAACGAUCGGCCAUCAAUGCCACGGCGGAUCCAUACCGAACCAUCAACUUCCGCACCCCGGCCUUUGAUCUCGACUCGGUCUACGGCAUGGGUCCCGACGGCUCGCCAGAGUACUACCAGUCCGACCAGGUAUCUUUCCGGGUCGAGCCCAUCCCUGGCUCCGACAAGGCCUCUUUGGCCGGUGUGAUCCGCUUCGACCAUCCCCGAGACUCCAACAACAACUCCAUCAUCCCCGAGUCCCGAAACGACGAAAAUCUGAUGGUAUCGCAGCUGCAUCUGGGCUUUAUGCUCUUUCACAACGCCGUUGUCGCAAACCUCCGAUCCCAGCCAAAGUACAAACAUGCGCACCCCCGACGGCUCUUCAAGGACGCUCGCCAGAUAGUCACCUACCACUACCAGUGGAUCAUUGUCCACCAGUUUCUGCCCACGACCAUUGGCCAGAACGUUGUCGACAGCAUCCUCCAGGGCGGCCUCAAGUUCUACAACCCUUUGCGAUUCCCGUUCCAGCUGAAGCAGCUCGAUCAGGUCCUCAGCCUCGCUGACGACGACCAGUUCGGCUCCUCAGCCGCCAGUCUGGCCCAUACCCGACGUACACUGCCUCUGGUUCCGAUCGAGUUUUCGGUUGCUGCGUACCGCUUUGGCCAUUCGCAGGUUCGUCCCGGCUACCGUGCAAACUUUGGAGGGCCAGCCGGCGUUCCUCCAGCAUUUGCGCCUUUGGUCUUCAACAACAGCAUCAGCCCCACCGAUCCCGACCCAAACGAUCUUCGAGGCACCCACCGGGCCGCCCGCCGCUUUAUCGAUUGGCAGACGUUCUUCCCUAUGGCCCCGAAUCUGCAAGGCAGCAUUGUGCCGCUCCACAACAAAAAGAUCGACACCAACGUCUCGUCCCCUCUGUUCAAUCUGCCCGGCCAGCAGGCCCCCCUCGACGGCCUUCCAUCGAGCGGGCCGUCUGCUCUUCCAGCCCGCAACCUCGCCCGCCAUGUCAACUUUGCCAUUCCCUCGGGCCAAGCCAUAGCCUCUUUCAUGGGCGAGACCCCGCUGGUGGUGCCUCGACUGAGCCCGUUCGGCCUCAACACAAGCACCCCGCUGUGGUAUUACUGCCUGUUCGAGGCCGAGACCACCCAGCAGGGCGAGCGGCUUGGUCCUGUCUGCGGCCGCAUCGUCGGCGAGGUCUUUAUUGGAUUGCUCAAGUUUGACCGCAACUCGUACUUCAACCUGGCCCCGCACUUUGUGCCUUUCCUGCCCAGCGCCGUGCCCGGCAACUUUACAAUCUCUGACCUGCUGACCUUUGCAGGCGUUGUGUUCCCACUUGGUCUUUGAUCUUAUAUUCCAAAAUGCAAGUCCUGAUUUUACUCCCCAAAACGAAAUGGGGGCAGAGUGUUUUGAGCCAGAUUCAUUAGUUAUCCGAAUUCUCUUUCUGGGUCCUGAAUACAUACCCACAGUGAUC
Molecule: messenger RNA, 2072 nt
Organism: Polychytrium aggregatum
Lineage: Eukaryota; Fungi; Chytridiomycota; Chytridiomycetes; Polychytriales
Product: myeloperoxidase thyroid peroxidase
Exons: 1
Coding region: 275-1945 (556 amino acids)
Biological process (GO): response to oxidative stress
Molecular function (GO): peroxidase activity; heme binding
Source: RefSeq, a predicted model, not a curated record